CCUCUCUGAGUCAAAUUGAGAAGACGUUAGUGGCCGUAGCUUCUUGGGUCUGCCUCCACCCACUCUCUCAGCAGCCUCCUUUGAAAACCCGUGGUGAGAUGAAGACGUCUUGGCUGAGCGGAGCCGCCCUCGCCCUCGCCCUCGCCCUGGCCGUGGGCGUCCUCGCCCGCUCGACCGCCGCCUACGUCACGUCCUUCCCUGAGGAACCUGAUAUCGAUGGCACACUCAUCACCGUGGGCAUUGCCGUGGCCAAAUUCCUGGCGGGGCUGGUCCCUUACCCCGGCGUCUCCGCUCUCCUGCUGGCCAUUAUCCACGCCUGGGAGCCCAGACCCGAGGAUAAUUACUGGGAACACGUGAAGGAUAACGUGGCCCAGGUGUGCGGGGAUUUCGUCAAUGAGCAUAAUAUGGCUCAGGUGGUUGUGUACAAGAACGAUCUGCUGUCGCUGUUGAAGAAGUACGAGCGCGCGGGCGUUGAAAGCGACGGGACUUACCCCGACAAAAACACCGUCGCUGAUGCCAUCACGACGUCCAUCAUUUCCAACCGGUAUCUGGUGGAGGCGACGGAGAUGCCGUGGUCGAUGAGCGUCGAUUUCACCGAUAUCGCUGGCGUCCAUGUCCUUAUCUUGAAGGACGUAGCAGAGGCCUACAGCGAACCAGGAGUCGUGUCGAGGUGGUGGGUCGACUUGUCUCGCGAACUCAACCAUUACAUCGAGUACGGGACUUACCUCCAGGCCGAGACUAUGGUGUGGAGGGACACGAAGAUCGAGUGCUUCUUUGACGAGGCGAGCGGGGGAUGCCUGGCCUUCGAGUGGAUGGGGAUCGACUGCUACGAUGAAUAUGUGAUCAAGGACCACGUCUCUGGCUACCAGGAAAAAUGCAGCCAGCUCCACCCUGACAGGCCUGAAGAUGGCUCCUGCGUGAGUUUCUGCCCUCUGUACCAGCGCCACGUCGACCAGGAGUCCGCCCGCUGGAUCCACCACAACAUGGGCAUCGUCGUCGAAGAGUGGGCGGCACUGAAGCUCCAGGCGGACGAGAUGGCCCAGCAGGCGUCCAGGUACUACAAUCCCCGUACAAAGGACAACCAAGAGUAAUUUGGCAAAAGAAAAAAAAAAAGUUAUCUUCUCAAACACCAAGAUGGAAAAUUAUGUCAAUUUGCAAUGAUUUAAAAAAGACACUCAAAGUUGAAA
This is a messenger RNA of Penaeus monodon (black tiger shrimp), 1187 nucleotides long. RefSeq lists its product as uncharacterized. Gene Ontology annotation, molecular function: toxin activity. The record is from RefSeq and is a predicted model, not a curated record. Lineage: Eukaryota; Metazoa; Arthropoda; Malacostraca; Decapoda; Penaeidae. Bases 99 to 1091 code for a protein of 330 amino acids. The transcript is spliced from 7 exons.